GUCCUGAAGGUCUGGGCUUCACUGUUGUGACCAGAGAUUCUUCUGUACAUGGGCCUGGUCCCAUCCUUGUCAAAAACAUCCUACCCAGAGGAGCUGCUGUCAAAGAUGGCCGUCUGCAGUCAGGUGACAGGAUCCUAGAAGUGAACGGUGUGGACAUCACCGGCCGUUCUCAGGAGGAACUUGUGGCUAUGUUACGCAGUACUAAGCAGGGGGACAGUGUGUGUCUGGUUGUGGCCAGACAGGAAGACAUGUUCCUUCCACGUGAACUGAAAGAGGAGCAGGCCCGCUUGCUACUGUCUGAGGAAGGGAAGGAGCAGCUGAUGUUUGAGGUCCCUCUCAAUGAUUCGGGCUCAGCUGGGUUAGGGGUCAGCCUGAAGGGUAAUAAGUCCCGUGAGACCGGCGAGGACCUGGGUAUCUUCAUCAAGUCCAUCAUCCACGGAGGAGCAGCUUUUAAGGAUGGGCGUCUAUGUGUCAAUGACCAGCUGAUUGCUGUUAAUGGUGAGACACUUUUGGGGAAGUCCAACCAUGAGGCCAUGGAGACCCUGCGGAGAUCCAUGUCCAUGGAGGGGAACCUGAGAGGAAUGAUCCAGUUGGUUGUACUCCGUGCUCUAGCACCACCUACCCAAGAGUUCCAGGAAGCACGGCGAAUUCUCAAUCGAUCCUUUGAUAGCUGUGUGGGGCAGGCGGGGCACCUCGGCCAAUCAGAUGGCAGCACUCAGCCCCCCAUGGUGAUGAACAGCAUCUACGAGCGAUGUGCGGUUUCAAAUGGGGGAUACAGUCACAUGGAAGAGGGGGAUGAUGAAGGCUUUGCUGCUAAUCCUCAUAGACAGGACAGCCUGACACUCCAGCAGAGUCUGAGUUCAGGUCUUCGUUCAGCUGACGCUUCUUUGACUGACGGAGGUCAGCAGGGUCAUAUGGAGCAGAAUCAUGUGAAGUCAUCUAAGAGCAUGGAUCUGGUGAGUGGAGGGGUGGAGUUGGGACCCACGCUAGGCCUGAAAAAGUCCAGUUCUCUAGAGAGUCUUCAGACUGCCAUGACAGAGGCCAAGAGGAAUGAGCUGCUGCCCUUCCAUAGGCCCCGCCCACACAUGGUAAGAGGGCGUGGCUGCAAUGAGAGCUUCCGGGCAGCAAUCGACAAAUCAUACGACGGCCCGCCAGAGGAGGAUGAUGUGUCUCUGCUCUUUGAUGAAGAUCCUGGCAUGGUGGCAGUAGUGAUAGCAGAAAUUUCACGCUGUUUUUCUUGCUUCUCCGCCUGCGUGUUGACUGAACAGAUGGGCUGGCAGUCUUGGAUCUCACCUCUCCUCCCUGUGCCCUUUCAACCCCCGCCAUCCGCGCACUGGUACCCUGUACCAGGGGUGCCAUUAUCCCAGAACCUGCCCUGCUCCCCUUACUUUUAA
Molecule: messenger RNA, 1394 nt
Organism: Sinocyclocheilus grahami
Lineage: Eukaryota; Metazoa; Chordata; Actinopteri; Cypriniformes; Cyprinidae
Product: partitioning defective 3 homolog B-like
Exons: 9
Biological process (GO): cell adhesion; intracellular protein localization; establishment of cell polarity
Cellular component (GO): adherens junction; apical junction complex; cell cortex
Molecular function (GO): protein binding; phosphatidylinositol binding
Source: RefSeq, a predicted model, not a curated record